AUGUCGAGACUCAAUACCGAAAUGGUCGAAACCGAGCUUUUGGAAGACUUUUUGUUCACCGGAGCCGGGAACGACAGCACCGGAUACGCGCUCGAUGACGAGCCUGGAAAGCAUCCAGAGGAUGAUCUCUUCACCUCUUUCAUCAACACCGAAAUGCUGCAGCAAGCUCCAUCCAACUACACCAUCAACUCACAGCACCAGGCCAUGUCGUCCACGUCGUCGCUGGUGCCCCCACUCGCCACACCAAAUCUCCUCGACGGUUUUUCUGGGACCGAAGGACGCCGACACCUUGAGAAAUCGGUCAGUCCUCUCGAUCCCCUGUCCAUGGCAGGCUCCAAGGACGUGCAGCACAAUGCACGCGCUGUUUACGACGCCAACGUCUCCGAUGCAGCCUCGGAACAGCAGCCCAGGAGCUACAGCCAAGGCUGCGAGCGUCUAGUGGACCACACGCUGCAGUUCGGCAGAACCAAGCCCAUCCAAUCCGCGUACCUCAACCCAAACGACUUCCUCAGCAUCACGGAGGACUCGUUGCCUUACAAACUCACGGUUUCGGGGAUGCCCUCCACGUCGCGUGUCGAGACUCAAAUCAAGCUGGAGCUAGUCAUAUCACCUCCACCUCGCGAAUACGUGGUUCACUUGCCCACCGACUGUAUAACCAAACAGAAGUGGUACCUCGAAAACGAUAUCAGCGCAUACCCUAAGCAAAUUCAAAACGAAAUGCUAUAUCUGGAGAGUUUCUUGGUGUGCGCUUCCAAUGGGAAGCCAACUUAUGUCUGCAGCCGUUGUGUGAAACGUGAACAACGUAGAGCCUCUAGACGGAAGUCCGGACUCUGCGACAACAUGCUAUGGUGCAAUAACGAAAACAGGCGUGCAGUUGUUUUCAACAGCAGGCAAGUUUUCUCCAUCAAGGAUCACAAUUGCAAUAGCCAGUUCAAGAUGUUCGAUCUCUCUGCUAGAAUUGUUUGUUAUUGCAGGCAUCACAAGGAACCAGAAGGCUUCAAGAUCUUAUUUGUGCUAAGAAAUGCUCGCCAAGAGGUGCUCGCCAAGAGCGUCACAGGUCCCAUCAUGAUCAUGGACAAAAAGUCGAACAAAGAUUCUUCUGGAACUGUGUCACGCCAAGAAUCUGCAGUGGACUUGAAUAACAUCACUGAUGGCUCGCGUAGUGAACGGAGUGAAAUCCCACAUGUCACUUCAACAAGCGACUUGAGCGGUCUAGAAAAUUACAAACCAGGGGACGACUUCAUGCAUUUGGCCGCCAGGGGUGAAAACAUGCUCUCUCCAACUUCCAUGGGUGGCGACAGCUCUGAAGCACACAUUACUGACGCCAAUACAGCAGAUCAUCCAAUAUUUAGGAGUGUUCCGGGAUAUUCAACCUCCAGGCUUGACUCGGCCCAGGCCAACAAACGUAAGCGGACCUCAGAUGAGUUCGUGACCUCCAGUCUUUACAAUCAAGAUUUUGCCAAGCCUUUGACCGUUCUAAACUUUUCUAAGUCGUUGUCGACUUCGUCGUCUAGUCAUUCGAUACCUCAAGCAUUGCAGGAUACGAAUCCUUCGAGCUCUCUCAUGACGGCGACUAAUAGCAUGCUUCGUGGCAUCUCAGAUAUCACUGAUCAAGCCCAAAAUAUACGUCCUUUCAUUCAACGUGUUAUUCCAGCCCAAGGUCCGGUCAAGGGUGGAAUUGAAAUCACUUUGCUGGGCUCCAAUUUUAAGCCUGGUAUGAUAGUUAAAUUUGGAGAAAACAAGGCACUCUCGACUCAAUGCUGGUCAGAAUCAACCUUGGUCACCUAUCUUCCACCAUCUUCCAAGGCCGGUGAAGUCUUGGUUACUGUAUUCGAAAAGGAAGAACAAGACGAGGAGCUAUUGGGAACGAUGUCCACCAGCAAAACCAUAUUCACAUACGUGGACGACACUGAUAGGCAGUUGAUUGAACUGGCGUUACAAAUCGUUGGUUUGAAGAUGAACGGUAAGUUGGAGGAUGCUCGCAAUAUCGCCAAACGAAUUGUGGGUCAUGACAGCGGGUCCGCCAAUAACUCGCCUGGUGGGAGCACGGGCAACGUACCUCAAAAUCAAUACAACAUGGGCCCUGGCCCAGUUUUGUUCUCGGACGAAAGUUUGUUGCUGAGAGUAAUCAAGUUACUCAACUCAAGCUCUAACUUGUCCAUGUGCGAUGAAGAAGGUCAGACCAUGUUACAUUUAGCAUGUCUAAAAGGCUACUACCAAUUAGCUGCGGCUCUAGUGAGAAAAGGUGCCAGAGUGGACGCAAAGGACUCCUUUGGGUUUUCGCCUCUUCAUUUCGCAUGCUUGAACGGUGACGGUAAAAUUAUCAGACUGUUAGUGCAAUGUAAAGCGGCUAUUCAAGUUGAAGCCAUGAACGGAUCGACUCCUCGUGAUUUGUUUAUUGCAAAUCAUGACACGGAUGAUGAAAGAUACGAGGACUAUCUGAACGAAGUUCUAGACGCUCUGGAUAUCGACAUCAGCAGUGAAGAGUUGUCAACAACUAUGGGAAGAAAAAUGUCCGACAGUAGUUUCCAGUCCUCAGUAUUCGAUGCGGGAUCUUUAGCAUCUCUAAAUGAUAAUCUCCAAGUGCAUAUUUCUAAAAUGAGAGAGGACAGACUAUCUGAUGACGAUGAAGAUUUCGAGGAUUAUGAGGAAGAUGGCGACGAAGGGCUUUUGGGCGACGACGAAGAAUCUACUCGGACCGACGAUGCUAACUCUACACCACGGGAACUAUCGCCUCUAACUGCGGCUGGCGGGUUGGGCGGGUUGAGCAGGGAACGGCUUCUCAAUCCUCAUGUCCGUCACGACCCCGCCUCGGUCUCUACCACCAACAUCAACGACAACGACAACAACGAUAACAACAAUAACCACGACAGCAACGACAAAGACAACAACAACAACAAUGACAGCAGUAACAGGAAUUCAACGGAGAACUCGAUCUGGAAUCGCAUGCUGAGUGCGUUGAACGACGAGCUGCCCACGUAUGACGACCUCUUUCCCAGCCCAGGCAGGGAGAAGCAAAUGCGGGUUUUGCAGAGCACACCGGAACCUGGAGAGCAGCUCUCGGCGAUCUCGUCUAGCGCAGUCGAGGACUCCCAGGCGUCUUCGGAGGACGAGGAAGACGCACUUCAAGCUCGUCUCAACCGCUUCUUCCAGCAAAGACAGAAUUUCCAAAACGACAAGAUGUUGUUGUUUUUCUGGUUGCCUCUUACGAUCAUUCUGCUUUCCUCGUUUUUGAUCUACGAAUUCGGGCAUGAUGGCAACACCGUGCACUACUGGUCAGAAGCCGUGUCCGAAUACUUGCGCGUGGGACUUGCCAAAGUCAUGUUGGGUAACCAACGCGUAAAAGGUGCCUUCAAAGGUUCUCUGCAUAGUCUUCAGGCUGGAAUCAUAGAAAGCACAAGCUAG
Molecule: messenger RNA, 3405 nt
Organism: Lachancea meyersii CBS 8951
Lineage: Eukaryota; Fungi; Ascomycota; Saccharomycetes; Saccharomycetales; Saccharomycetaceae
Source: the annotation of a GenBank genome assembly